UCAAGUAAUAACACUUGUUCAAACCGUAACGAUUUAUAUUCCUAUUCAUAUAAAUAACACUCACAAGUGAUUUUGGUACGUUUUCUAAUUCUGCAACCUCGCUUCAAUGGCGGAAUCGAAAGAGUCAUCAAGAAAACGUGAAAAGACUGUUGUCGAUCAAGAUCCUUCCUGUUCCAACCUAAUAUCACUGUUUGAUGAUUUCUUCAUCGAUGACUCUAAAAAGGUUGGGGAAAAGCGCGGUAGAGUUAAAGCUGAUGCAAAUGUUGAUAAGCUGCCAAAAGAGAUUCGUCCUCCUUCUCAAUGGUUUUCAGUUUUCAAUGCAAGAAAACCGAUGAAACAAAGGUUUCAUAGCAAUGUGAGUGAUGGAAGGUUAUCACACCAUAUUGAGAAAGGGUUUUCAGAUAAACUUCGUAUUAGUUGUGUAUCAUGUUGUUCUAAUCUAUGGGUACUUAUCAUGGAUGCUGGAACUGAUUAUACUGAUCAAGUUUACAACUUAUCACCAUCGUUUUUACCUAAGAAAUGGAUCUAUGAACAAUGGGCUAAGAAGUUCUACAUUACUUCUUUGGCAGGGUCCAAGAAGGGCAGCUCUAUUGUGGUUAUGUCAAAAGGUACGCCGUAUACUACACAAAGAUACAAAGUAAGUAGAUCUUUCCCCAAGGAAUGGAUAAACAAGAAGCGGGAACAAGGUUUUCACGUCACAUCAAUGGGUACUGCUGGAAUCCGUUGGUGUAUAGUUAUGUCUUGCAAUGCUGGAUUCAGUGAUCAGUUGGUGGAACUUGAUUUCCUCUAUCCGAGUGAAGGAAUCCAAAAACGUUUGGAUAAUGGUUGUAGGAUUACAGCAACUGCAGCUACAUUGAAUCAAUCUGCACUCAUAUUAAGUAUCCCGAGCAACAAGCCCGGUGAUGAAACUCAGGAAACUCUGCAUACACUUAAAUUUCCCAGUGCUAAUGUCAGGGAAAAAUGGUCAAAAAACCUUUAUCUUGCUCAAUUGUGCUAUGGGCGCAUACUAUCCCGAUCUCCUUUACCAUCAGAAUUUAGUUGACAAAAGAAUUAUGGGUUGUCUGCUGCCCUAUCAUAUAACAUCAUUUUAGAGACUAAUUGUGCCAGCAGACUGCUGUAUAGUUUAUGUGCAUAAAGCAACUAUGCUAGUAGUGUUAUAAAUCAGUUAUCAUUACAAGAUUUCCAUAUUUUUUUCGGCUGUGAAUGCUUAAUACUAAAUAAAAAAUCAUUCUCCUUGUAGAA
Molecule: messenger RNA, 1242 nt
Organism: Lathyrus oleraceus (garden pea)
Lineage: Eukaryota; Viridiplantae; Streptophyta; Magnoliopsida; Fabales; Fabaceae
Product: casein kinase 1-like protein HD16
Exons: 7
Coding region: 107-1042 (311 amino acids)
Source: RefSeq, a predicted model, not a curated record